CCAUCUCAUUCAUUGGGCCACCAUUGGAUCUUCCAUAUUCAGCGGAGGUUAUAAUUAUUUUUAUAAUUAUUCUUAUUAUAAUUUAACUUUCAUUUUCAAUCGGGCAUCUGGGUGUUUUGGCCUUCCCUUAUAUUUUUUGUAAAUAAAAAUAAUCAGGUUCUUCUUGAUUUUAACUCAUGGUGCGUAUAAAUGUAAUUUCAAUGAAGAAUUACCUGUGAGUGAGGGAUUCCUCAAGUGGGUUUUGAUUAAUUUAAUAAUAAUGGGGAAUGUCAAUGGAAGAGAAGAUGGAAGCAGCAGCCCAUCUGGGGUUGAAGAAGGGGAAAGUAAUAACAGUGUUCAAGAAGAGGGCAUGGGAGCGCCUGAUGGUUUGAUGGGUCAGUCGCCUCCUCAUAGCCCCAGAACCACCCAUUCCCCUCUCUUGUUCACUCCUCAGGUCCCUGUUGCUCCAUUGCAAAGAGCAGAUGAGAUUCACAUUCCAAGUCAUUCAUGGAUGCAAAGCAGUUCACGUUAUGAAGAUGUCAGCAAUGAGAUAGGAAUACCAACAAUGAUCACAUGGAGUUAUGAUGGCCAGGAAGUAGCAGUUGAGGGAUCAUGGGAUAACUGGAAGACAAGAAUACCCUUGCAGAGAUCAGGAAAAGACUUCACUAUUAUGAAAGUACUGCCAUCAGGUGUUUAUCAGUACAGGUUUCUUGUUGAUGGACAGUGGAGGUAUGCCCCUGACUUGCCUUGGGUUCAAGAUGAUGUCGGCAAUUCUUAUAACAUCUUAGACUUGCAGGAGUAUGUUCCAGAGGACCUUGAAAGUAUAUCUAGUUUCGAACCCCCUCAGUCUCCUGAGAUGAGCUAUAACAACUUGCAACUCACAGCUGAGGAUUUUGCUAAGGAGCCACCUUUGGUUCCUCCACAUAUGCAAAUGACACUGCUCAAUUUGCCAGCAUCCAACAUGGAGAUUCCACCUCCUCUCGCAAGACCUCAGCAUGUAAUCCUUAAUCAUCUUUAUAUGCAAAAGGGAAAGAGUGGUCCGUCUGUGGUGGCACUUGGUUCAACUCAUCGAUUUUUAGCCAAGUAUGUGACAGUGGUACUGUAUAAGUCCAUGCAGAGGUAAUAACACGCUGCUUCUUCGUCCGACUUUGUAGUCUUCAAUCCCAAAAUGUAGUUAAUAUAAUUAUCAAGAGGUAGAUGCUUUAAGAAUGGUGUUGGUAACCUCAGUAAGCAGUCAUCAAACUGAACUCUUAAAGCUGUAUGAAUAUAACACAAACAUUUGAUGACCAUUUGAUCCAACAAUUUAUUUGCUUGUUCUUAUUGCAUUAUCUGGCCUUUCUAGCGCUAGAAAUUUUGAUCAUGUAAAGACAUUUUCUUUUUUCAAAUUUCUUGCAGCUAAGCACCGUUCAUUGGAAUUCCUUUAUUUGGCUGGA
Mangifera indica (mango) is the source of this 1412-nucleotide messenger RNA. RefSeq names its product SNF1-related protein kinase regulatory subunit beta-2-like. Bases 260 to 1102 code for a protein of 280 amino acids. The transcript has 4 exons. Gene Ontology annotation, molecular function: protein binding. NCBI's taxonomy places the organism in Eukaryota, Viridiplantae, Streptophyta, Magnoliopsida, Sapindales, Anacardiaceae. The record is from RefSeq and is a predicted model, not a curated record.